UUGUACAGAGACACGUUACAGUUUUCUUUCGGUAUAAAAGCUUUUUUUUACGGUUUUAACCUUGUGCAAGAUUUUAAUCCUACUUUGGCAGUUCCUAUUCGUAUCUUCGUUCUCAAAUCAAAAUCUUCUCAUUUAUACUCGAUUCAUUUGCUGUACUGGUGCGUGAAAUUCCAAACCCUAACUUGUUAGGGUUUAGAUUUAAAUUCAAAAUCCAUUAUGUCGGCUCUUAUCAGUUACUAAUAUCGAAGUGAAUCUUCUAAUUUAUAUAAUUCAUUCAAUUCAUUUGGUCUGCGAACAGUUCAAAUCAUAUCCGAUUUGCAGACUCGAGGAAAAGCCCUAAUUCGUUAAAAGUAGCUCCUUUUUCUGUAAUCUGUGAGGUACUGCAAUGGCGGAUCAACAAGAAGAAGAGGACAUGAGAAUGGCUUUGAGGAUGAGCAUGCAACAUACACCCCCGGAGCCGAAGCGGAGUAAACCUCGGGACGGAGCCGGUGCCUGCGUUGGAGCUACAGCAAUUUCUUCGCCGGAGGAGUCGCCUGAGGCGAAGAGCCGGAGAUUGCAGCGCGAGCUCAUGGCCUCUGCAGCCGAAAAGCGGAUGUUGGCAACGAAGAGUGCCUCUUCAGCUUCACCGAUCAAAGUUUCCCAUGACAGUGCCGUUUCUGUGAGUAAAGAGAAGGAAUUGGUAGCGGUAGAGGGUAAUUCCGGGAAGGAGUUAUCGCUGGAAGAUGCGAAUCAGUUGUUGUUCAUGGUGUUUGGUAGUGAGGUCUCAAAGGACAUACUUGCUCAGUGGACUAAUCAGGGAAUAAGGUUUAGCCCUGAUCCAGAAACAUCUAUGGGCCUAGUGCAGCAUGAAGGUGGGCCAUGUGGCGUCUUAGCGACCAUACAAAUCAAAGUUUUGCUUAUAGAUAUUGCUGAGAGAACAGAUCCCCCUACAGGCUACCGAAUAGUUGAAGUGAUUGAGAAUGUGAGGGUGCAAUAUGAAGGGGAAAGGAAGAUGGGGAUCAGUGCUCCAUGUUCACUGGAACUAAAUAAUCUUGGAUCUCAUUCAAUAGUUUCAAACUGGGUUGAAAAAUGUUUCUGUGCUCUUAGUGGGCCUGUUGAGUACUCAGUAUGA
Molecule: messenger RNA, 1111 nt
Organism: Carica papaya (papaya)
Lineage: Eukaryota; Viridiplantae; Streptophyta; Magnoliopsida; Brassicales; Caricaceae
Source: RefSeq, a predicted model, not a curated record